AUGACGUCGAAUGAUACUAAUGUAUCAGCCUGACCAAAGGUAAACUUUCGUCCUAUAAAGGGGAUUUAAAGGUAAUUGGUCGCAGUAACAGAACCCUGCGGCCACUUUAAACCCGGGCAGAGUCGGUUUCCUCGAUGUGAGAAGUUUACUCAUCCGCUUGCACGCUCUCUAUUGCGCAAGCGACCUACUUUAGGUGGAAGGGGCAGGGCACUUAGACUGUGAGCAGACGUCUUGAAGUGGUUUAGCAGAACUUCGCACCUGCACAGGUAACAGAAACUCACCUGUGUUGCAGCUUUGAGUGAGCCGCUGUCAGAUCUGAAACCAUGGAGUACGAUUCGGUGUCGAGGGGAGCCCGAGCCAUGUUUUUCAUGCUCACACCGAAUGAAUCAUCUUUUGAGAAAGUGGAGGAUGUCCCUCAGUAUGUGCAGCAGGCUACUCCUUUCUUUGUGGGACUGAUGGUUCUGGAGCUGGUGGUGGGCUUUCUGAAGACGGGGGCCCCAGUGAUCACAAUCAGUGAUGGAAUCACCUCCCUAUCUGCUGGAAUGGUCUCCAGACUCCCACUCUUGCUGAUGAGAGGCUGUGAGCUGAGCGCUUACAUGCAUGUGUGGAACCACUACCGCUUGGUGGAGCUGCCCUGGGACUCUGCCUGGACCUGGUGGUUCACCUUCUUGGGAGUGGACUUCUGCUACUACUGGGUCCACCGUUUUGCUCACGAGGUUGCUGUCCUUUGGGCUGCUCACCAGGUUCAUCACAGUUCAGAGUACUACAACCUUACCACUGCCCUCAGACAAUCUGUCACCCAGCCGUUUACCUCAUGGGUUUUCUAUUUGCCGAUGGCCCUGGCUGUACCUCCAUCCAUAUUCGCUGUUCACAUACAAUUAAACCUGCUCUACCAGUUCUGGAUCCAUACUGAGUUAAUCAGAGACCUUGGACCUCUGGAGUGGAUCUUGAACACUCCAAAACACCACAGAGUUCAUCAUGGGCGGAACCUUUAUUGCAUUGACAAGAACUAUGGUGGAAUUUUGAUUAUCUGGGACAGAUUAUUUGGUACCUUUGCUCAAGAAGCCGACAAAGUCGUGUACGGCCUGGUUUUCCCCAUCAAAAGAUUUGAAAUCCUCUAUGUGCAGUUGCAUUACUACUUGUAUUUGUGGAAGAAAUCCAAAACCUACAAAACUAUCAGCAACAAACUGUCAACUUUUCUCAACGGUCCAAGUUGGAAACCUGGUAAACGUCGGCUGGGUGACCACAAUGACAAUCCAAAGGUUACCGGAAAGGAAGUGCCUCAUAAUCCCAGGUGGUCACUGCCUGUACAAAUUUAUGCAGUCAUACAUUUCCUGCUGGUGCUGAAGACUUACCAUGAUUUGUUUGAAAACAAGAUGAUACUGUCCCAGUUAACUAUUCUGGGUAUGACUGGCUACGUUCUGCUCACUCUCACGUCUCUGGGGUUCCUCAUCGAUCAGAGGCCAUCAUCGGCUGUCUUGGAGCUAUUUCGCUGUGUCGUCAUGAUGACAUUGCUGAGGUACAACUACAUGAAGCCCCUCGCACCUUCACUGGCAGUGCCUACAGAGGCCUUUGUCUCCCUCUCUCUGCUGUACUGGGCUCUGCACAGCAUCGCCUCUCAGCUGCUCGGCAUCAAGAAGAAGGCUAACUGAUCCAGCUCAAGAUGGCACAAAGUGAUGGAUGGAAAACCUUUUGGCAUUGUCAUUGCUGAAAUAAUUUCCAUAUUAUCAUGAUUUUAAUAAUUUUAAACACUGUGCAUGACUUUAUGUAGAACUGAUUUCUAUAUAUUCAAGAUAAAACUAUUUUUUGCUUGAUUAAUUUUUAAAAAAUUUUUA
Oreochromis aureus is the source of this 1835-nucleotide messenger RNA. It is a transcript of the gene agmo, whose product is annotated as alkylglycerol monooxygenase. The record is from RefSeq and is a predicted model, not a curated record. Gene Ontology annotation, molecular function: iron ion binding; oxidoreductase activity. Gene Ontology annotation, biological process: lipid biosynthetic process. Bases 324 to 1652 code for a protein of 442 amino acids. The transcript has 13 exons. Lineage: Eukaryota; Metazoa; Chordata; Actinopteri; Cichliformes; Cichlidae. Gene Ontology annotation, cellular component: endoplasmic reticulum.